Messenger RNA from Cucumis sativus (cucumber), 3011 nucleotides. Its product is annotated as oligopeptide transporter 7. The transcript is spliced from 7 exons. Gene Ontology annotation, molecular function: oligopeptide transmembrane transporter activity. The coding region runs from base 423 to 2690 and encodes 755 amino acids. NCBI's taxonomy places the organism in Eukaryota, Viridiplantae, Streptophyta, Magnoliopsida, Cucurbitales, Cucurbitaceae. Gene Ontology annotation, biological process: transmembrane transport. The record is from RefSeq and is a predicted model, not a curated record.
CUAUGUUUGAAACUUUAGAAAUAAUUGUCCCCCAAACAAAUUUAUGAUAAUUAUAAUUCGUUUGAAAAUUCUCUAUUUCUCGUUCUCUGAAUUAAACCACAAAUCCGUAAAUAUUCAUUAAAAAGGAUUGGCGGGUCCCGUUCUUUUCAAAUUCCCAUCGGAGUUGGCACGGAGGCACCAUCGCCGGUGGGAAACGCCUUAUGGCCAUUUCCUCCCUCGCCGGUGACAUCAACCAUUGCAACUUCUUCUUCUGAUCAAAACCGGACCUCCAACAAACCCUUUAUCAUCUCCUAUCUUCGAUACUUCUCUCUCAUUCAAUAUUGUUUGGUCAACGCAGCCAUAUCGAAGCAGAGUCGAUUUCGUGGCUACAAGAGCACCACGAGCUUCGAUUGAACCUGCAUGAUUUUGGCGGGGAGGAGAAGAUGGCCGACGACCAUGAAAUUUUGGAUCCUCUAAUACAGGAAAAACAGAUCACUCAAUGGCGUGCGUCGGGGUCAACCUCUGUUUCUUCAUCGUCGGAGGAUCCAUAUCCCGUCGAAAAUUCUCCUGUGGAGCAAGUUGCCCUUACAGUUCCGGUCACCGACGAUACGUCACUUCCCACGUUCACUUUCAGGACGUGGAUUUUGGGGAUAAUCGCGUGUAUGCUUCUGUCCUUCCUCAAUCAAUUCUUCUACUAUCGGAAAGAGCCUCUUCCAGUUACCUCAAUUUCCGCCCAAAUAGCGGUGGUUCCCAUUGGCCAUUUCUUGGCUUCCGCCCUAACUAACAAAGUAUUCUUCGAAGGGAAGAAAUGGAAGUUCACUCUCAAUCCAGGACCAUUCAAUCAGAAAGAACAUGUCCUCAUCACCAUCUUUGCAAACUCCGGCGCCUCUACUGUCUAUGCAAUUCAUGUCGUCAGUGCAAUCAAGAUCUUCUACAAGAAGGAACUCACCUUCUUUCUAGCGUUGCUCGUCGUGCUGACCACUCAAGUGCUUGGUUUUGGCUGGGCUGGUAUUUUCCGGCGAUAUUUGGUUGAGCCGGCCGCCAUGUGGUGGCCACAAAAUCUGGUUCAAGUAUCCCUCUUCAGGGCAUUGCACGAAAAAGAAGAGAGACCAAAAGGGAAAUUAAGCAGAAACCAAUUCUUUGUCGUUGCCUUCACUUGCAGCUUUGGUUAUUACAUUUUCCCUGGCUAUCUCUUUCCCAUGUUGACAUCAAUGUCCUGGCUCUGUUGGGUGUUCCCCACAUCCAUAAUCGCCCAACAGCUUGGCUCAGGGCUGCGUGGCUUAGGCAUCGGUGCCUUUGGUUUCGAUUGGUCCACCAUAUCAGCUUAUCUUGGGAGCCCUCUUGCCAGUCCAUGGUUUGCCACUGUUAACGUUGCUGCUGGUUUUGCCAUUGUCACUUACCUUGGGACCCCGUUAGCAUAUUGGCUUGAUCUCUUUAAUGCUAAGACAUUCCCCAUUUUUUCUGAUGGAUUAUUUACCUCCGCUGGCCAAAACUACAAUAUCUCUGCUAUAAUUGACCCCAACUUCCGUCUUGAUGUGGAUGCUUAUAACCGCGAAGGUCCACUCCGCUUUAGUACCUUCCUUGCUCUCUACUAUGGUGUCAACUUUGCCUGUCUUGCUGCCACUAUUGUUCACGUCUUACUCUUCCAUGGGAGAGACAUAUGGAGAUUAAGCAGGUCAGCUUUGCAAGAGAAGCUGAUGGAUGUACAUACAAAGUUGAUGAGAAAGUAUGAUCAAGUUCCUGAAUCGUGGUUCAUGUGCAUUCUUGUAGUUAACAUUUCAGUCACAAUUUUCAUAUGCGAGUACUAUAACAACCAGCUCCAAUUGCCAUGGUGGGGCGUUCUGAUUGCUUGUGGUCUUGCGAUGUUUUUCACUCUCCCGGUUGGAGUUAUCACUGCUUUGACAAAUCAGGCACCGUCAUUAAACGUAAUCACUGAAUUCAUUAUCGGUUACUUGUAUCCUGGCUACCCUGUUGCUAAUAUGUGCUUUAAAGUUUAUGGAUACAUAAGUAUGAAGCAGGCAAUCACAUUUUUGCAAGAUUUCAAACUCGGGCAUUACAUGAAAAUUCCUCCGAGAGAAAUGUUCAUUGCACAGGUCGUUGGAACAGUGGUAUCGGCAGUGACGCACUUGGGAACAGCCUGGUGGCUUAUGGCAACAAUCCCCAACAUAUGCGACCGAGCCAAGCUUCCAGCAGGCAGUCCAUGGACAUGUCCCGGUGACCAUGUAUUCUACGACGCCUCAGUCAUUUGGGGCCUUGUUGGUCCUCGUCGAAUCUUCGGGGAUCAAGGCCAAUAUGGAUCAUUAAACUGGUUUUUCUUAGCUGGAGCAGUGUCUCCUCUCUUGGUUUGGCUAGCACACAAGGCCUUCCCAGACAAGAAUUGGAUCAAGCUGAUCACCAUGCCGGUGCUCCUCGGUGCAGUGGUGAAUAUGCCACCAGCCACUGCAGUAAACUACACGAGCUGGAUUGUAAUAGGAUUUGCUUCAGGCUUUGUUGCUUACCGGCAUUACCGUGGGUGGUGGAGCCGCCAUAACUAUUUGCUAUCAGGAGCUCUGGAUGCUGGAUUGGCAUUCAUGGGUGUGCUUCUGUACCUUUGUUUGGGAAUGCAACAUAUAUCUCUUCAAUGGUGGGGUGGAGAUUCAGAUGCUUGUCCGUUGGCUUCCUGCCCUACGGCACCAGGAGUCAUUGUUAAAGAUUGUCCUGUCCAUUAUUAGUUGCUGGUAAUGGGAGGAAACAACAAUGCAGGGGCUUGAACACAGGACCUCCCUAGACCACCUGCUCUGAUACCAUAACAGAAGAAGCAGAAUUUGGGAGAAAAGAUUUACUGACUGUAGUAAAUUCUUUAUUUCAUAAUGUCGAAGAUAUUUACAUCAACCAAGCUUGGUAUUUAUAGAUGCUUGGCAGCAACUGAUAACUGUCUAACAGAUUAACUAAUACAACCGAAAAUAACAGAUUAACUAAUACAACUAAUACAACAGAAAAUAACAGUCUAACUACUUUUAUUGUUAAUAAUACCUAACACUGACUGGAUACUA